Molecule: messenger RNA, 4915 nt
Organism: Xyrauchen texanus (razorback sucker)
Lineage: Eukaryota; Metazoa; Chordata; Actinopteri; Cypriniformes; Catostomidae
Product: ras association domain-containing protein 9-like
Exons: 2
Coding region: 106-1437 (443 amino acids)
Biological process (GO): signal transduction
Source: RefSeq, a predicted model, not a curated record
AGUUCACAAGUUGUUAAACUUUUCCUCCUACCAGUAUUUCAGUGGCACUUUCUUGAUUAACUUUAGGCGCUCCAGUGUGUUCAUAUUGCCACUUGGUGACGUGCAAUGGCUCCUUUCGGAAGAAACUUUCUAAAAGCGCGUUUGAAGAGCAGGUCUAAGGUUGUAGAAGAAACUCCAGGGAAAGAAAUCCAGGUGCUGGUAUGUCAGGAAGAAAAAGUAGUCUGUGGUGUGAUCAAGCACACAACCUGUGCUGAUGUGGUUAAGGCUUUAUUGGAAGACCACAAGACUCUACCAGAGAGUAAGAGGCUCUUACAUGGAGAACCUAAAGACUUCUGCAUCUUGGAGAGGUGGAAGGGAUUUGAGAGGGCUUUGCCUCCUCUCACUCGAAUUCUCCGGCUAUGGAACGCUUGGGGUGAUGAGAGACCUUCCAUAAAGUUUGUCCUGGUAAAGACCAGUGAAUUUGUGCCAUCAUCCAAGGGAACCAAGAGGAUGUCAAAGUCUCGGGGAGUGAGAUCUAAGAGACGGGACCAGGGACCUUCACAGUACGCCAAGACCGUAUCUGCAGAGAAGCAAAAGCGCAUGGUGAAGAAGGCCUUUCGCAAAUUGGAGAAGAUUCAGAAAGGAGAGAUAUCAGAAGGCUCUGAAGAAAUCAACAAGUUGGUGCAGUUGAUCAUCUCCCAGGACCAGACCAUCCGGCAACAGAUUCACAAUAUGCGCAAGUUAGAUCUGGAUAUUGAAAGUGUGGAGCAACAGCUGAGGAACAGCCCCACACCCUGCUCCAGCCUCACAGAGAGUGCAGACGGUGAGUCGCUGACCCCGUCCAUGUCCCAAUUUGAGGACCAGCUGCAGGUGUACAUCUACACCAGUGAUGGAAUAGAGCAACUAAAACUGCAUUUGUGCAGACACCAAGAACUCAUUGACCAGCUUUCUCAAGACAUUGAAUUGGAACUAAAGAGCAGUGCUUGGAUCUCUGAUUCAGAUGAAUUGAAAGGAGCUGCAGCUGCUAGUCCAGAACUGGAUCUGAAAUUAGGCCUCUCCUUGUCAUCCUCAGAUCUUUUAGAGCUAGAAAGCUUACGCAAUGAACUUGAGUCUAGCAUGCGAGCAGGGCUCUCGCUCUAUGCCCAAACCCAUGAAAUCGAGAAGGAAAUACAGCAGAACAAAACAGCCCUGCAAUCGCAGGACCAAGAAUACCAGCAUCUUGUUGCCCAACUCAGUGCACUGGAACUGGGGGCCUGUCCAGACCAGUCAAGCUCUGUAUCUUUGAAGAGCCAGAUCAGGGCUACUGUCUCUCAGCAAACAGUCAGCAAAGUGAGACAGACAUGCUCCCCUACAGAUGCAAUAGACACUGAUUCAGACACUGGAAUAAGCUCUACUCAUAGUCAGGACUCACUGUCCACCUACAUGGACAGGUCACCUCCUCUGGACACAGAUGUUUAAACAAGCUGGACAAACAACCAAACUGAACAAGUAUGCUUUAAUUCAUACUGCAUUUAAUGACUCCAACAAAAAGCACAAUGCAUAACAACCAUUUAUUGUGCCGUUAAAGUUACAAAUAUAUUACAUAGUAAUAGUGCAGCUUUGGAAGCAUAUAUAAAAUUGACUGUUUAAGUGAAUUAUGUCUAUCGUCUUAUGUUUUUUUUCAAAAUGAUUAGAACUCAUAUUCUCUUAAAGCCCAAAUUAAAUAUGUGAAAGUCUUUACAAAGUUUGACAAAUUUCCACAAAAGAAAUAAAUAAAUACAAAUCUUUUGGGUUCAACUAUAGAAAGUGACCCUCUAGUUUUGUUUGAAUUUCAAAAUUAUUCUGAUGAUAUUUAUUAAGCCCAAAUGUUCCACAAUUUGAAAUCAACAUAGUGUACUUUCAUAAUACUUUCUUCCUAAUAAUGAUGCACUUACAAAAAAGCAACCAAUUGGCCCGGUUGCUAGGGAGGGUAGAGUCACAUGAGAUAACCCCCCCUCGUGGUUGCUAUAAUGUGGUUCUCGCUCUCGGUGGGGCACAUGGUGAGUUGUGCGUGGAUGCCGUGAAGAAUAGCGUGAGCCUCCACACGUGCUAGGGCUCUGCGUUAACAUGCUCAACAAGCCAUGUGAUAAGAUGUGCAGAUUGACGGUCUCAGAUGCGGAGGCAACUGAGAUUCGUCCUCCGCCACCCAGAUUGAGGUGAGUCACUAUGCUCCACAAGGACCUAGAGCGCACCUGGAAUUGGGCAUGCCAAAUUGGGGAGAAACUUGUGAUGUGAAAAAGGCCUGUCACUUUGUUUUAAGAAAGUGAACAAUCUGUGAACAAAUUGUCCCUCAUUCCAUAUUUAUGCAAUACAAAGAUAUUGAUGUAUGUCAAAAACAUGUAACAUGAUUCCCUUAUCCCGUUCCAAACUCAAUGUUAUCUUUUUUCCGUGGUAUGUUAUUUUCCUAUUAAAAUCAUGGUUAGGUUUAGGUGUGGGUUUAAACUUAGGAAAAAACUAAAAACAUUGUUCAUUGGUUCAUUUAUUUUUUUCUAUGGCAGUAAAAGUUGUACAUUAUUUGUACAAGCCCACAUGUACGAUUUCUUAAGAUUUUGCCAUCUCGUACCAUUUGUUAAAACUUGUCAUGAGACCGGGUUGUUUGAAAAACUGGCAGCUGUUGUUGCCAGAAUAAUUAUAUAAAAAAAUACAGUAAAAAUGUAAACAACUUUACAGAACAACCUUUACAUUUUACAGUUUAAAACGGUUGUAAUUUCCAUGACCAUGUCACUGUAAAAAAAAAAAAAAAAUUUACAGAAAAAAACAUAAACUCGAUAUUAACCUUCUGAAACUGUAAAAAUCAGCUUUUCACUUUAUAAUGUUUUGUUAAUUACUGUAAAAAUGAGUUCACCAGCAGUGGCUCUUCCAUAAGCAAUGACCAAAACACAUGUAGAGACAGUGCUCAGUGUCACACACACAAACACAUCAGGGUAACACAAUUUCAAUUAUGCAAUAAACAUUAACUAAACUACAAUAAAUAUAAAACAGAACACCCCAAAGUACAUAACUGAUAUUAAAAAUAAGAAGAAACAUAAAUAUUCCCAUAAAACAAUGAAAUAGGAUGGGUCAUGCAGGGAAUUGCGGGAAUGCCCGAUUAUAGUUUUUUACUGUAAUUUUUACAAUACUUUACUGUAAAAAGUACAUGUACUCACAUGUUAAAAAUAAUGUCAAUUUUUUACAUUAAUCAUACAGGAAAACCAUAAUUUUUACAACAUUUUAUUGUAAAAUAAAUACUGUAUUGUCUUGUAAAAUAUAUAAAAACAAUCACUAUAUUUAACAGUUAGUAUUUGUUAAUCAGUUAACAUUUUAUUUCUGAAAAUUGCAGACAUUUUUUACAGUGUACAGAGUUUAGUUAUCUAGAUUAGCUAAUAAGACAUUUUACCCUCAAGACAUUUUUUAAGAAAAUAAAUUAAUGCUAUCUUUGUAAAUAGGUCAAUAGCAUUAUAAAGAUCAAAGAACAUAACAUUGUUUUAUAUUAAAACUUCAUACUUUCAAAAUGUACAGCAAAAAUGAACACAACUGCACAGAUUGCAAACUAUAAAGAUAAUUUAUGAUGUAUCACAUAUGAAUGCAUAAUUUAUUGUUAUCUUUAAAAAAAUAUAUUUUGAAUUAAAAUAUACUAUAUUCAAAUGUAUUAUAAACUGUAUUACUUUGUAUUUUCCACCACACCGAGAGCUUUUUUUAGCACAGCAAAUGUGAUGUGAUGACAUUUCCUCCAAUGUAAUUGCAAAGAUGUGUUAUCAACAGUCAUUUCUAGUGUGGCACAUUGUAACUUGUUCACUGAAAGUUGUGGUUUCACAUUCCCCUUGCAGCUAAAGUGGUAUAUGACACUUAGAGAAAUAAUCAAUUUUCAUGCUGGUACAAAUGCGGAAUAUAUUUUAGGAAAACUUUUGUACAUAGCAUUCAUCAGUGCCAGUAAAGUAAUUUUGCUUCAAGUAAUUGCCUAAUUUCUCCUUUCUUUAAAACUGUGAACAGACUAAGAAGCCCCAUUAGAGUGUGGUCUCAUUACUACAUUGAAUUAAUGCAUGGUCUUGAAAGCCAAGUUCCUGAGUGGUGACAGCAUGUUACACCGUUGUCGUACAGCAUGACUCAUAACAAAUGGGAUUUUUAAAAUAAAAGUUCCUUGUAAUGCAAAACAAGUGGUUUAAAAAAAAGCUGCAUUAUGCAGGAGGCCUUGGUUUUUCAGAGGGUGUUAAUGAAGCCUUGCUUCAUUGGAUCCAUCUGAGUGCUGGCUUCGCACUGAGAUAAUAACCGAAAUCUCCUUCGUUAGCUCUGAUCCAACACAACAUCCACUGCAGGGUGUAGGCAAUACAAAGUCAGAAGGCUCUUUAAUGUCUUCACUGGCAACAUCAUGACUUGUUUACCUCCGCUGUCAAUUCAGGAGGAACCAGAGUGCUGCCAGGACUCUGCCACAUUACAAAACGGCCAUAAUUACCUGGGCGAAAACAGCAAUUACUGACUUUUAUCUCUCUACUGCAGUGUUUGUAUUUCCAGCACUAACAAUUACACGGGCCAAUUCUACAGUAAUUAAACAGCUCUUUAAGAUUGUGUAAGGGAAGGUACCACAAUGAACUUUCAAUUACGAUGACAGUAGUAUACUAUCAGGCACUUUGGAUUAAAAUGAGGGUGAUGACAUCAUAAUAGGGGGCUCUGAUGUAGAGGAAUUCAGGAUAUUUGCAUGGGUAAGUAAUUUUACCCCUUAAGCCGUCAUGUAACAAGACACUUGUAGUUUCCUUCACUACAAGGAGCCUGUCCAACUCACGUUUCAUAAAAACAUAUUGUGGUUUCCUUUUUCACAAGGAUUAUCUUGAUCAAUACAAAAAGACCUGCCUUGACAUUUCCUGAUUAUGUUUUUUAUUAUUAUUAUUAUUUCCCCUUAAAUCAACAAUUUGUAAGUUAAUGUUGCACUCAUAGAUACCAAUUA